This is a messenger RNA of Camellia sinensis, 1877 nucleotides long. The record is from RefSeq and is a predicted model, not a curated record. NCBI's taxonomy places the organism in Eukaryota, Viridiplantae, Streptophyta, Magnoliopsida, Ericales, Theaceae.
UACAGAUUGAACAAAAUGUUCAUUACAGCUCGUUCAAUCUGUAAUGAAAGUCCCCAACUUGUUCAAUCUAUGAAUCUGCCAAAAUGUUCAAUCUGUAAACAGAUUGCCAUGAAAAUCAAUACUGAUUUUCAAUCUGUUAAUAAUUCAUGAUUGCCAAAAAUGCUAUUUAGAUUGCCAGAAAUCUAAACAGAUUGCCAGAAAUGCUACUAAUAAUUCAAGAUAACCUCAUUUUAAUGAAUUUGUGUACAUGUUAUUCAAUGCUUCUUGUUUACAUGUUUUGUGAACUGUAUAUAAAUCUGGCUUUUUAUCUUUUGUUUCCCUCCCAACAUCAUUGAAGAUAAUUUGCUAGAGGAAAAUCAAUAAAAUUAGAGGAUGAUGACAUCAAGAAAGUAUGGUAAGCUAAGAUUAGAGGAUGAUCACAUAUAGUCAAUAAGAACCAGCUAAAAGUGCAUGGGGGGUGGUAUGCUUGAAUGCUUAGGUGACUUGUGAGAGACAUAUGGACAGUUUUUUUUGUAACAUUCAUCUAUAAGAAUUUUGUUCCUGAAAAGGCUUCACCAAUGUACCAUAUUGACAGCAAAAUAAUUAUUUGAGUUUUAAAAAGAAGUGCCCCUUAGAAACACCAAUACUAUCUUCAGGAUUGCAAUCUUUGGUGAAAAUAAUUCAUCAAACUGCUGCAGAUCAGAUCCCAUGUGAACUGUGGGCUCACAACACCCUGUCUAGCUAUUGCUUGCUCCUUUGAAUUUUGCUCCUUGGCUUCAUUUAACUAGGAAAUAGUGAAGACUUGACCAAACAAUUCAAGCCGGGAAAUGAUAUUGAAACAGAAUUUUUAUACAAAAUUUAAGACAACAAUAAUAUAGCAAUGAGAUUUUUACAAUUACGAACAACAGUGAUUAAUAUUUUGACUUCCAACAAAACCUUAUAUGUACAGCGAAAGCAUUCUAAUGGCCAACUGACACUUAGAGACCAUAGCUAGGAGAACAAAUGGGAUUAGAUACUUGGAGAGAUUUUCAUAAUGGCUUCAAAACCUCAAGAGACACUGAUAGGUCGACCUCACAUGAUCUUAAAACUAAAGCAAAAACCCAAUUAGUUUUAAGACAGAUGGUCAAAGCAAUCUUAAUAGAUUGAAACCAUCAUUAAUUCCUACUAUGAAUCUUGCUUUUUAUCUUGUAAUUUAAGUGCUACAUAUUCAUAGAGCAUUGAAGACAUGAAAGAUGGAAUCAUGGUUUGAAAUUAAUAUUCAAAUAUUAUGAAUUUUGUUUAUGCAAAUUAAAAAUGGCUUCUUCUUCUACUAACAGCAGCAACAUUAGAUUAAGACCAAGAAUAUGUGAUUGUGGGAAAACAACUGCAAUGUAUAUUGUACGAAUCAACGAGAAUGGAAAUCAAGGGCAUCUCUUUUUUGUUUGUCCAUCCAAAUAUAGUAAUAGUAACGAAGAACACUGCAAGUACUUCAAGUUUGCAGAUGAUGAUGAUGGGGACAUUACCUCGACAAUCCAUUCCAAUAAUGGACCUCGUAAAGCUAUCCGAACAGAAGAAUUGAAUGAUGUCAGGGCAAAGCUUUCUGAGAUGGAACAGAAAUACAUAACCAUGGUAGAAGGCUUCAAAGGAUGGACAGCAAAUUUAACACUAUGAUUUAUGCGAUUGUAGUGUGUAUCAUUUGGUACUUUAUUAAGUAAGAAUUGAAAUGCUUGACUGUUAGUUUUUGGGAAAUUUGAUGAAUGUAAUUAUGGAUGUAAUGGAAUAGUGUUUGAAUGGAUGCAAUGGACAUGUUAACUUUAUUGUGGAUGUAAUGGAUAUGUUAACUUUAUUAUGGAUGUAAUGGAGAUGUAAACUUUAUUAUGGAUGCAAGUUCAUUAUAGAUGAGUGGAAAAGAUUUAACA